CAUGGGUAACUUGCGUGUUUCCCUCUUACCCACAAACUCCGAGUCGGCGGGGGCACGGGGCCGGAAGAAGCGCUGGAGAUUGCGGCCGGAACAUUGCAUUGGUCUCCUUGGGCCUCCACAUUCAUCGUCCUGACUGGCGGUCCUGGGCAUUGGAAGGAAUCCACUGCACCCCUUCCUCUGCGACGGAUGGAGGCGCCGGGGAAGGUCCCCCGGCUGGUCGUGCGCCCGUUCCGGCCGGGGGACGGCGCCGAGGCCCGGCGGAUCUUCAGUGAGGGGAUGAAAUCCUUGCCGUCGCCGGCCUUCCGACGGGCCCUCCUCUCGCCGGUGGCACCCGCCCUCAUCCUGGCCGGCGGCGGCGCCGUCUACGGGCUGAGCCGCUCGGUUGCGUGGGCCGCCCUGUCGGGGGCCGGGCUGCUGGUCCUCCUGUACCUGGCCUGCUGGAUGAUGUUCGCCAACUACGUGAGGCAGCAGCUCCUGGCAGACAUGGGCGACAUCGAGGGCAGCUACCUGCGGCGGCCGGGGGCCGGCUUUUGGGUGGCCGAAGAGGAGGGGGGCGCGGACGGACUGAAGGGCGUGGUGGCGGUCCGCCCGGUGCCGGCCGAGGACGGCCCCGGCUCCUGCGAGCUGCUGCGCCUGGCCGUGGACGUGCGCUGCCACGGGCGGGGGAUAGGCCGCCGGCUGGUGGAGCAGGUGCUGGAGUUCGGCCGCUGCCAUGGAUACCGGCGCUGCGUCCUCGGCACCAGCACCGCCCAGCAGCCGGCCAUCCGGCUGUACCGACGGCUGGGGUUCCACCUCCAGCGAUACCAGCAGUCCUACCCCCCGCUGGUGGCGUUCCUGACCUGGGUCACCAACGUAUACGUGAUCCAGAUGAUCAAGGACCUGGAAGAGGGGACAGGGGAGGGACGGCGAGUUCCGGAUGAGAAUUAGGCACCCCCUGCUCCUCGCCCCAACAAUGGAUGAAUUUUCUCCAACACAGCUCCACCCCACUCCUUCCCCAUCCCUCUCCUCCUUCCCAUCCCCUUCCCCAUCCUCCUUCCUUCCCACUCCCCUCGCCCCCUCCUCAUCUCCCAUGCCGUCACCCAUCCCCCAAUCCCUCACCCCACCCCAUCCCAUCACCUAUCCUCCAUCCCUGUAACGAGACGAACGGGACUGUACAAAACACUCCCAAGUGUGGUGUAACCAGAGUUUUACAGAGCAGAAACACCAACUUUGAAAGAUCGGUGGACUUUCACCCCAAGAUGCCCGUUCCUCCGUUCUGCUGAGGACCCUAGAUCUGCCCUCAGAUCUGACCUUUAAAUGAAGCACUUCUCGCGGUUCCAGAUUGAACUUUUUAAUUAUUUUACAAGAAAUACGAUUGGAAGGAAGAAAAAAAAACUAUAUUUUGGUGCAAAAUGAUCAAAGUGAUGAAGAUGAUUAGGGUUGGUUGGUUCAAGGAGGUCGCUGUUCCUGGUGAGGUGGGACUUCGGGCUUCUGCACCUCCUGCCCAUUGGAGAGAUGGUGGGGGAUUUUCUGAGAAAGCGCCCGCGGUAGAUACUACCGAUGGUGGGGUCCAGGAGGUUCGGCUUGUCACCGAACACCGUAACAAAUGUUAACAGAGGGACCGCGGUAAGUGUCCUGAUUGGUUGAUUUAAACGCGCUUCAGGGACUGGUGGGCUCUGGUUCCAAGAUACGAACCGGACCGUGAAGCAACCAGUCGGGGCACUGCCUCUGUCGGGCUGUCAGUGUGGUGAGGGGGGGUGGGGUGACGUCCAACCCCUUUGGAGAAGAAAGAUGCCGAAAUGUCUUUCCAGAUGUUGAAGUUGGCUGACCCCCACACGCAUUCACAAUGUAGACUGGUGUGUGAUUCCCCCUCCUGCCCAUUGUUUAAACCUCGUUUAGGUCACCCCUCCCGGCCUCCUUCACUCCAGUCUCACCUCAGCAACUUCAAAUUGCCGGGCGUUAAGAUAAAGACGAACUGUUGGAAGUCCUGAUGACCCCAUGUCUUCCCCCCUGAACCGCACCUCCUCUGUGUACUACGUCGCGCCACCAGCUGACCGACGUGCUGAUGGUUGGUGUGCACUUAGAAUCUGUGGCAAUAAUAAAUCGAUCGUGACGA
Messenger RNA from Hypanus sabinus (Atlantic stingray), 2095 nucleotides. Its product is annotated as N-acetylaspartate synthetase-like. The transcript is spliced from 2 exons. The record is from RefSeq and is a predicted model, not a curated record. NCBI's taxonomy places the organism in Eukaryota, Metazoa, Chordata, Chondrichthyes, Myliobatiformes, Dasyatidae. Gene Ontology annotation, molecular function: N-acetyltransferase activity. The coding region runs from base 187 to 927 and encodes 246 amino acids.